UUUGUAGCUGGGAUUAUUUCACUUCUGGAUGAGGAAGAGCCAGAACUCAAGGAAUUUGCUCUUCACAAACUGAAUGCCGUUGUCAACGACUUCUGGGCUGAGAUUUCCGAGUCUGUAGACAAAAUUGAAAUCCUGUAUGAGGAUGUGGGCUUCCGGAGUCGUGAGUUUGCCGCUUUGGUGGCCUCGAAGGUCUUUUAUCACCUGGGGGCCUUUGAGGAAUCGCUCAACUAUGCCCUGGGAGCUGGCAACCUCUUCAACGUCAACGACAACUCUGAAUACGUGGAGACCAUCAUCGCAAAGUGUAUCGACCACUACACCAAACAAUGCGUGGAAAAUGCAGAUCUGGCUGAGGGAGCCAAGAAGGCCGUGGAUCCGAGGCUGGAGGGGAUUGUGAACAAGAUGUUCCAGCGCUGCUUAGACGACCACAAGUACAAGCAAGCCAUUGGGAUUGCCCUGGAGACGCGCAGGCUGGAUAUCUUCGAGAAAACCAUUUUAGAAUCGAACGAUGUUCCUGGGAUGCUGGCCUACACCUUAAAGCUCUGCAUGUCGUUGAUGCAGAAUAAGCAAUUCCGCAACCAGGUGCUGCGAGUUCUGGUCAAAAUCUACAUGAACCUGGAGAAGCCUGACUUCAUCAACGUGUGCCAGUGCCUCAUCUUCUUAGACGAUCCGCAGGCCGUGAGUGACAUCUUGGAGAAGCUGGUGAAGGAGGACAACCUGCUCAUGGCGUACCAGAUCUGCUUCGACCUGUAUGAAAGCGCCAGCCAGCAGUUCCUCUCCGCUGUGAUUCAGAACCUCCGGACCGUGGGCUCCCCUAUUGCUUCUGUGCCCGGGUCGACUAACACGGGGACUGUCCCCAGCGUGGAAAAAGAAGGGGACACCAUGGAGACAGAGGAAAAGGCAGGGAGUCCUGUGGCUGCAGGGAAAUCCACCCAAAGCAGCAACCCCGAGUCAAAAGAGCAGAUCCCCAAAAUGAUCAAAAUUUUAAGCGGCGAAAUGGCCAUUGAGUUACACCUGCAGUUUUUAAUACGAAACAACAACACAGACCUCAUGAUCCUAAAAAACACAAAGGAUGCUGUACGGAAUUCCGUCUGUCACACAGCCACAGUUAUAGCAAACUCCUUCAUGCACUGCGGAACGACCAGUGACCAGUUCCUUAGAGAUAACUUGGAGUGGCUGGCCAGGGCCACCAACUGGGCCAAGUUCACUGCUACGGCCAGCCUGGGGGUGAUACAUAAGGGCCACGAGAAGGAGGCUCUCCAGUUAAUGGCGACGUACCUACCUAAAGACACGUCUCCCGGCUCAGCCUAUCAGGAAGGAGGCGGGCUUUACGCCCUGGGACUCAUCCACGCCAACCAUGGCGGCGACAUCAUCGACUACUUGCUGAACCAGCUUAAGAACGCCAGCAAUGAUAUCGUCCGCCACGGGGGCAGCCUUGGCCUCGGCUUAGCCGCCAUGGGGACCGCACGCCAAGAUGUGUAUGACCUUCUGAAAACAAACCUGUACCAAGAUGAUGCAGUGACAGGUGAAGCGGCUGGCCUGGCUCUCGGACUGGUGAUGCUGGGAUCGAAAAACGCCCAGGCGAUUGAGGACAUGGUGGGCUACGCCCAGGAGACCCAGCACGAGAAGAUCCUGCGAGGCCUGGCGGUCGGCAUCGCCCUGGUGAUGUACGGGCGGAUGGAGGAGGCCGACGCCCUCAUCGAGAGCCUCUGCAGGGACAAGGAUCCGAUCCUCCGUCGUUCGGGGAUGUAUACAGUUGCCAUGGCGUACUGCGGCUCAGGGAACAACAAAGCGAUCAGGCGCCUCUUGCAUGUGGCAGUGAGCGACGUCAACGAUGAUGUACGAAGGGCAGCCGUGGAGUCCCUGGGCUUCAUUUUGUUCAGGUACGGUUUUCUCAUAUCCUUCUCUUUUGCGUUAUCCGACGAUGUAUCCAAAGUUCUGCAGAGUCACCUGUGCUUCCUCUUAAGCAAACAAAAAACUUGUCUUGGCCUCCUGCAACAGGAAUGGUUGUGCUCAAAACCUUACAUCAUUUUUUUUCUUUCUCUGUCUCAGGUCAGCCAGUUCAGACAGCUCUAUUCCAAAGUCAUCAACGACAAACAUGAUGAUGUGAUGGCCAAGUUUGGAGCGAUCCUAGCCCAAGGCAUAUUGGAUGCAGGUGGUCACAACGUCACUAUUUCUCUGCAGUCACGGACCGGGCACACGCACAUGCCUUCGGUGGUUGGAGUUCUGGUCUUCACUCAGUUCUGGUUCUGGUUCCCCCUCUCUCACUUCUUGUCGCUGGCUUUCACCCCGACCUGCGUCAUUGGCCUCAACAAGGACCUGAAGAUGCCGGAAAGUGCAGUACAGAUCCACGUCAAGCCCUCCACUUUCGCCUACCCAGCUCCUCUGGAGGUGCCGAAGGAAAAGGAGAAAGAGAAGGUGUCCACUGCUGUGCUGUCCAUCACUGCAAAAGCCAAGAAGAAGGAGAAAGAAAAGGAAAAAGAGAAAAAAGAGGAGGAAAAAAUGGAAGUGGACGAGACGGAGAAGAAGGACGAGAAGGAGAAGAAGAAGGAGCCCGAGCCCUCCUUUCAGCUGCUGGACAACCCGGCCCGGGUCAUGCCCGCCCAGCUGAAGGUCCUCACCAUGCCAGAAAGCUGCCGCUACCAGCCCUUUAAGACCCUUUCCAUCGGCGGCAUCAUCGUCCUGCGAGACACCAGCGAGGACACAGAAGAGCUGGUUGAGCCAGUGGCCGCCCACGGGCCAAAGAUCGAGGAGGAAGAGCAGGAACCGGAGCCCCCGGAGCCCUUUGAGUAUAUCGAUGAUUAGGAUGAGGCUGCGUGGAAGAGUCUCACUCCUUCAAGAAGCUGGCCUUUUGCGUCUGAUAUUGGAAAUGCACCAGAAGGAAGUCCCGGUGGCUCAAGGCACACCCCUGUGCUUUCUAUGCAGCCAACAGCGGAAACGGAAAAUGUAUCCUACUACUUAGUGUAUGCUUUCACCGGAACCUUGUUUUCAGAAUAAAUAAAUUAAAACUCC
Heteronotia binoei (common prickly gecko) is the source of this 3009-nucleotide messenger RNA. Its product is annotated as 26S proteasome non-ATPase regulatory subunit 1-like. Gene Ontology annotation, cellular component: proteasome storage granule; nucleus; proteasome complex. NCBI's taxonomy places the organism in Eukaryota, Metazoa, Chordata, Lepidosauria, Squamata, Gekkonidae. The transcript has 22 exons. Gene Ontology annotation, molecular function: enzyme regulator activity. The annotation marks the transcript as partial. The record is from RefSeq and is a predicted model, not a curated record. Gene Ontology annotation, biological process: proteasome-mediated ubiquitin-dependent protein catabolic process; regulation of protein catabolic process.